CCAGUUGAGGAGCGAAUAGGAGCACACCCAUAUCAGCAAUUAUCAGCUACAGUUACUAUCUCCAGAUACACCGGCAGGGAGAGAAAUACUGCAGUCGUCCUGGACCAAAAAAACAACUUUGGUUUAAUUUAUCUCCGAUCACUGCGCGCAACUUUUACGCGUUAAAACAAUUUGGAGACGCUCCGCGGUGCUCCCUCUCCCUUCUCUAUCUGUGUGGAGUGACAAGGUUUGCCCGGUGCGUUCCUCUAUUGAGGUUUUGGACGACUAAAGGACCGGACUGCUUUAUCACCCGACCGUCCUUAUCUGGACGGAAUCUCCACACGAUUUUCAUUCAAAAAGGCACAGGAACUUCUUUUUGGAGACGGUGGAAGUGCCUUUACGCGUGGACAGUAUCACCUCCACAGGAUUGAGACCAGCCUAAGAAAUCCUCCCUGUAUUUUCCAUACUCCAAACAGGACGGAAAAGUUUUGAAAAUGUAUCAAAGCCUGGCCUUGUCCUCCAACCAGUCCCAUUAUUCGCAUGACACCGGGAAUUACAUCCACCCCUCGGCCAGCUCUCCGGUCUACGUCCCCACCACCAGAGUCCCUGCCAUGCUGCCCACCCUGCCCUACCUGCAGACCUGCGACUCUUCCCACCAGUCUCACGGCAUCGGCGGGCACCAUGGCUGGCCUCAGACCGGCAAUGACGGCUCCUCUUUCACGCCCAGCAGCCCUCACCCUCCGCACGGCUUCUCCUACUCGCACAGCCCGCCCGUCAACAGCAACACCGGUCGGGAUUCGACCUACCAGAGCCCACUGGUUCUCGGGAACGGCGCACGGGCGGAUCAGUACGGAAGCGCUCUGGUGCGCUCGGUUGGAGGCUCCUAUUCCAGCCCCUAUGCGUACAUGAGCCCGGAGAUGGCGACGUCCUCCUGGACGCCUGGACCCUUCGAGAGCGGAGUGAUAAGUCUGCAGGGACGACAUGGAGGACUGUCUGGGAGAAAGUCCAGUCUGGAUCUGGUGGACGAGAUGUGCACUGAAGGCAGGGAGUGCGUCAACUGCGGCUCCGUGUCCACGCCGCUGUGGCGCAGGGACGGCACCGGGCACUACCUUUGUAACGCCUGCGGCCUCUAUCACAAGAUGAACGGCAUCAACAGGCCGCUCAUCAAACCACAGAAACGGCUGGUAAGACACACUGAUAAUGGAGGACAUGGAACAGAGCUGGAAUUGUUGUUGAAGGCAGAGUCCACAAACAGGAUCCUGAUGUUGUUUCCUGGAGAGUCCAGGUGCUGGAGGAUGUAG
Molecule: messenger RNA, 1280 nt
Organism: Micropterus salmoides (largemouth bass)
Lineage: Eukaryota; Metazoa; Chordata; Actinopteri; Centrarchiformes; Centrarchidae
Product: GATA-binding factor 5-B-like
Exons: 4
Coding region: 474-1280 (268 amino acids)
Biological process (GO): cell fate commitment; cardiac muscle tissue development; positive regulation of transcription by RNA polymerase II
Cellular component (GO): nucleus
Molecular function (GO): RNA polymerase II cis-regulatory region sequence-specific DNA binding; DNA-binding transcription factor activity, RNA polymerase II-specific; zinc ion binding
Source: RefSeq, a predicted model, not a curated record